Molecule: messenger RNA, 822 nt
Organism: Syzygium oleosum
Lineage: Eukaryota; Viridiplantae; Streptophyta; Magnoliopsida; Myrtales; Myrtaceae
Exons: 2
Coding region: 76-594 (172 amino acids)
Source: RefSeq, a predicted model, not a curated record
UGAGGUUUCCACAAAGUCCCACAACUUCCACGGCUCCUCGGCCAGACCGUUCUUGCUUUCCCAGCUCACCCGUCAAUGGCGUCCGUCUCCAAGCUCCCUCCUCCGUCUCCCCUCUGCAUCGUCCUCGCCGUCGUCCUCGCCGCCUCCACCGCCCUCUCCGCCCACCUCGGAGCCCUCCGAGCCGGCGGUGGAAGCGGCGGCGGAAGCGGCGACGUGCACGACCUCCUCCCUCAGUACGGGUUCCCCAGGGGGAUCCUGCCCGACAACGUCGCGUCCUACUCCCUCUCCGACGACGGCGCCUUCGAGGUCCGCCUCCGCGGCCCCUGCUACGUGCAGUUCGACCAGCUCGUCUACUACGACCGGAAGAUCUCCGGGAGGCUGAGCUACGGGUCGGUGUCCGGCGUGUCCGGGAUCCAGGCCAAGAAGCUCUUCGUCUGGCUCCCGGUGACGGGGAUCAAGUCGGACUCGGGCUCGGGCAUGAUCGAGUUCUACGUCGGGGCGCUGUCGGAGAAGCUGCCGGCCGCGCAGUUCGAAGCUGUCCCCGCUUGCAAGAGCAACGCUUGCGAUGGAAACCCAGAGGCAGCUUCCGUGUGAGGUAGUGGGAAUUAAGAACUGGCGAGACUGGAGUAAUCCACCAUCAGUUCGAUGCUUCGGUGUCUCGCCAUAUCAAUACAGACACUCUUGUAUAUAGUUUUCAGUUGACACUGGAUGAACUUUGUUAUUGUUUCACGGUGGAACUACCUCCUAACCACUCGUGUGUGUAGAUCUGUUCCAUGAAUUACCGUAUCCUAUAAUAAAUCGUGGACGCUGUAAUUUCUUUUA